Xylaria bambusicola is the source of this 2124-nucleotide messenger RNA. RefSeq lists its product as uncharacterized. The transcript has 5 exons. The coding region runs from base 1 to 2124 and encodes 707 amino acids. NCBI's taxonomy places the organism in Eukaryota, Fungi, Ascomycota, Sordariomycetes, Xylariales, Xylariaceae. Gene Ontology annotation, cellular component: cytoplasm. The record is from RefSeq and is a predicted model, not a curated record.
AUGUCUAGCCCGCCUGGCGACGCUGUUGUAAAUGGCGACGCGCCAAAACCAGAUUUCGUGCCGCUGGUAGCUGUGGUCGACUUCCACCACCAUAGGGGACCCGAGGUGGAAAGGUGGUUUGGGGUGCCUGAUGGGAGAGAUCCUGCCGCGGAAUGGGACUGGACGCUAUUGCCCUUCAUGGCCCUAAGUGAUGGUGCUCAUGCUUCCACCGAAGACUUUUCCUACUUCACUCUCGUCCGACCUGCCACCGAAGACUCGCCCGCGACUUCGCUGUUCGGUAUCUCGUGUACUAGACAGAUGGACGCCGCCCAACUGCUCGUCCGCCCUCCCGAUGUUACGCGAUCCACUGUUCAGAAAGCUGUGGUUGUCAUAGAGAAUACUCCACAAUUCUUCGGUAUGCUAAGGGAGCGCUUGUCUGUCGUCACGAGCGCCUGGUUUGCGCAACGCGAAUUCACCGAUACCGAGAUCCUCCGAAGGUUUCAAGAUAGCCUGGCUGACGAAAAGGAACGGGGUCAGUUAUCUGAGGAGGUUGACCGAGACCAAUACCUUGGCAUGAGUCUCCGAGAGCUCGUGAGAGAGUUUCGGUGGCAGACUCUGGUUUUAUUGAAAUGCUGCCUUUUACAACCUAAAAUGCUAUUUUUCGGCUCACGUUGUGAACGCCUUUGCAUGAUGCAGUUUUCCCUAAUCUCUUUGAUACCAGGCUUAUUGAGGAACUUGCAAGAUUGCGCUGGGCCAGACAUGAAUAGUUAUGAAAAGCGGUUAUCUCAACCAACGAGCUUACGAACUAGUGACCGAAACUCGUUGCUUGCAUAUAUGGGACUGCCCUUACAGAUAUUUGGCAAGGGAAGUCUGUUCGGACCCUACACCCCGCUUCAGCAGCUUGAUCUUCUUGCCGAUUUUGGUACGAAGUCAUAUAUAGUUGGCAGUACAAACUCGUUGCUACUACAACAAAAAGACAGAUACAGCGAUAUUUUGAUCAACCUUGACGAAGACACUAUCAGCAUAACGUCCCCGUCUUUACGCAACGCACUUGCACUCUCUCAUUCAGAUAGGCGUUGGAUUGACUUCAUUACCCAAGAAGUGAACGAUACUUGGGACGAAGCGAAUCCGCAGCGGCCAAAAACGAUGGGCUAUCGUGGAAGUGAAGAGUUUAUUCGACUCCAGUUCGAAGAAUACCUGUUAUCUCUGAUCUCUGCUGUCAAGUACCGGAAUUACCUCGCUCAGAAUACCGGCAAUCCGAAAGCCACGCUUUCGCAUAUCGAAGGGGAUCCAUCGACUGACUUUGGCAAUGAGUGGAUUGAGUAUUGGGUGAGGACUGAAAAUUACCGGCUCUGGAAUGCAAAUACAGACUCGCAUCUAUUUGACAUUGUCGAACCGAGGCAUCCAUGUGCCGGAGGACUGAGUAUUGAUGAUGUGCAACGCCGAAUACAACAACAAGUGCAAGAUUUACAUCUAGACGAGAGGUUUGCUGUGGGGAAAGAGGUUUUGGGUAGGAAUUUGGCAGCUGGACGUGAAAAAGCAAGCGUUCUAUUCAACAAAUUCUAUGCGGAUAUGGAAGCUUUACGAGAAGCUCAGAAAAAGCGCGCCGAAGAGAGCAAAGCUGAGCAGUCGGAUGCAGAGAAGAAUGGAAAUAGUUCGGAUAUAUCCAAGACACAGCAAACGGUAACAUCUGUUGGGGCUAGGGCCGGCGCUUAUAUUGGGAGCUGGACAACAUGGGCGGGACAGAAGCGAAAAGAAGGCUGGGGCCGGUCUACCAACAGUAACGGCAGUUCAGGCGGCGGUUGGGGCUUUGGCAGUGCGCGCAAACCACGAAACGCAACAUCCAACACACUUAGUGAUACUGGCAGCGAGAAAAACGGCACGCCUCUAAGUAGUCCCACGUCGUCUACUAUUGGUUUUGCAAACUUUGAGAAAGCAGUGAAAGGUAGCAAACCUCAAAGAGCAAGUGAGGGCGAUGAUGGAAGUAGACCCCUUAGCCAGGAUAGCUUUGGCGAUAGCGUGCUCGAUAGUGUCGCACCCGGGUCAGAGAGCGAGCCAUCUGCCCCUACAAGCCCACAUAAGAUCACGACAGCGAAACGAGAUAGUACAGAAGGGCUCAAAACUCACGAUGAUAAAACGGCAUAG